Molecule: messenger RNA, 1551 nt
Organism: Betta splendens (Siamese fighting fish)
Lineage: Eukaryota; Metazoa; Chordata; Actinopteri; Anabantiformes; Osphronemidae
Product: heme transporter hrg1-A-like
Exons: 3
Coding region: 375-809 (144 amino acids)
Biological process (GO): heme transport
Cellular component (GO): lysosomal membrane; plasma membrane
Molecular function (GO): heme transmembrane transporter activity; heme binding
Source: RefSeq, a predicted model, not a curated record
GUUGUGAAGAUCGACUUGUUUCAGUUUUAACAGCUGUAGAACCUUUGCUGUAGAGGUACUGCGUGUUUUCCCACGUCCGGCCUGUGGGGGCGCUGUUGUCACCGUCCAUGUGGGGCAGGAGCGGACCUCCGCGUAGUAUCAGGUUUUUCACUUUUUUUUCGCAACUGCACAUGAACAAGAAGACGCCCCCAGUUAGAAAUGCUUCGUCAUGUUUUACUCUUCAACAAUCAUUAGUCAGCAGCGCCCUCGGGAGUGACCGGAUGCUGUUGUUUUGAAAUGCUCAGAUCGCCUCACACACAAACACGCGCUGUAGUCGAGCCGGAGUCUCCACGCCGCUCCACGCCGCCUGCGUUGCUGCUGCUGCUGCUGUGAUCAUGGCCGUAAAUAAAACGCACGUCAGCAUCGGCUACGCGUCGCUCGGGGUGCUCUUUGGCUUCUCGGCUUUCCUCGCGUGGACCGUCGUGUUCGGGCAGCCGUGGACCGCGGCCAUGGGGGGACUGUCAGGCGUGCUGGCGCUCUGGGCCCUGAUCACGCACGUCAUGUACCUGAAGGUCUACUGGACGACGUGGCUGAAGGGCCUGAAGUUCUUCUUCUUCGUUGGUGUUUUCUUCUCCCUGGUGGCAGUCGUCGCCUUCGUCGCCUUCCUUUCUAUCGCCGUCAGCAGCAAAGAGUCCCUGACUGACCCUCGGAGCCACUACCUGUCCUGUGUGUGGAGCUUCAUGUCCCUGAAGUGGUCCUUCGUUCUGGCUUUUAGUGCCCAGCGCUACCGCAGAGAGUUGACAGACGUCAGUAUCCUCAGUGACGUCUGAGGGCGCUCAAACGUCCCACAUGCGCUUUACGGACUCUUCAAUGCACUCACUGAUCUACAGGAGUCAGGUUUUUACAAGAUCUACAUCAGCGUCUCCCACAACCUCCGGUGUUUAUUCAUGUGCAAAAUUAGUUGAUGAUUCGGCCACUUUAUGGACAUACCCCAUGUUUAUUAUGGUCCUGAUUUUAUUCUCGUGCACUUUCACUUCCUCGGCGUCAUGCCCAGUCACAAAAAAGCCAGUGUGCUCCACUUGAACCAUGACUCAGUGAAGGACUCUUCAGGUGCACUUCCAGACAGUGGCCUCUAGAGGGCGGGCUUCUUCCAACAAUUCCGUUACGCGCACACCGAACGUCUGAUGAGGUACUGGAACUUUGUUGGGCUUUUCCAUCACAUGUCGCUCAUGUGUGCGCGCAUCAUGAUGAGUCCACCGCUUUAAUGCUGACGCCCGUUCAUGCACUGCAGACCCGUGUGUCACUCCUGCAGCUGCACCAAGAAUGAUGUAAAGAGCCAAUUCUCAUUUUUUGUAUCAGUGUGGGGAAAAAAUUGAGACAGAGGCCUGUUUAUCCUGCAAUAUAUCAGACAACAGGUUGUGUAAGUUCAUCAAAUGGAUUCGUGACAUGUUUUAAUUGUUUCAUGAUGAGAAUAUUUUCGCUGUGUUUCCCAUCACAUAACUUUGAGAGAGUGUUUGUAAAGGAGUGAAAAUCUGAGAAUCACGUUAAUAGAAUAUGCUUUUUGAAAUCUUC